AUGACUGUCCUACCAGAGCAACUCGCCAGGCUCUUCAGUCUGCACGUGGGUCGGGAAAGACUUCAAAACAAAACCGCCUCGACCCCCGUAGAGAUUCUCAACAAUCACAAACUGGCAAAUGCUUCCACAACACAGAUAUUAAUCGACUAUUUCUUUUCAUGCACCGGCACCUUAUUCUACAUCUUUUCUCCCGACGAGGCAGCGGAACUUUUUCGAUCAGUGUAUCUGAGCCCCGAGGGUCCUACAAAAGCCUCACUAGGUGCCCUAUGUGCGCUGGCGUCUGUGGCUAGCCAAUAUGACGACGCCAAAAUCGAGCGGUCUUUGAGGCGGUCGUACUACGAAACAGCGAAAUUCUAUCUCGACGAGUGCAUUGAAGAGGACGAAGUGCUGGGCAUGCGCGUGCUGUGCUGCCUAGCCAUAUAUUGUGCGAUGGACAAACGCCUGACAGCGUGGACGUGGACCUUGACUGGCUUGAAAUUGGCGAGGCUCCGGGGACUCCACCUGGACGGACCCCCUCCUUCUACAUCGCCCGAAGAGUGGAUCGCGCAGAGAAAGGUUUUGAGAACUUUGACAUUCCUGGGCUGUUGGUUCGCCUCGACCCUUGGCAGAAGCCCUGCGAUUGUGGAGGCUUUUCAACCUGGGUUUGAGGAAUCGUUCACCGUGCGAGAAGAUCACCCGGUCUUUGAAUCGAUUGCACAAGAGCAAAUGACAUCCAUUUGCGUGCUCACGACUGGCGUACUUCGAAACGUCUUUUUACGAAAGGAUCUCAGUCUCAUCGCGACUCGAGAGUACAAACUAAAGAUCGUUGACUGGUUAAGCAAGCUACCUCCGCUCAUGCAACUGGAAUCAUUGAUCCAUAAUCAAUAUCUGACGCCGGUACAAAGACGGAGCAUUUUCCUCAUGCAUCUCAACUAUCUUGGGGCACUGCUUCUUCUUUAUCGCCGUCAUCCCCUUUACCUCGCGACCAUGCAGAAGGGUGAUACAUGGCAAUUAGACGGAGAUGUCGUCGAAGCAUUGGGCUAUGCCAAGGACGCUCUGGACGUGGCCACUCAGUCCUCGCGAAUCUUUGCUCUUUUCCUCUCCGAGAACUCGCUUUUCAAGCGCUGCUGGUUGGCAAUAUACCAGUCUUUUAGCGCAUGCACCAUGUUGCUGUUCCACGUCGCCCAAAAGCGGCUCCAUGGGGCCUCUCCGGCUGAAUACGAAGAAGAGCUUUCUAGCGCACAAACCUGCCUCGACACUCUGGACUAUUGCGCAGAAGGCGACGUCGUUGCCAGAGGCUAUCAUGACAUGCUAAUCUUUUACUACAAUGCUUUGAAGUCUCCUCUCGAGGAUCCCACCACUGGAACAGGUCCCGAUUCAGCAAUGCAAGACAGCUUGGAACAACCGUCAAUGGAUGGCCCUGCCCGUUUUCGGAUGGAGCCGACUCUAGACCAGGUUGCAGAGGGUGUGUCCAAUAUAUACAACCGCCCUUUUGAGCAGGGCUGGCGCGAGGAUACGGUGUCUGCUUCUCAGAUCUCGCAUUUUGUGCGUCGGGAGAUUUCGGAAUUCGCCACAGGCCCUGAAUCUAGGAUUCCCCGCGAGAUGGCUAUCUAUCCGGAUGCGCCAGUCUUCAGCAGCCCGUUUCAAUGGUCGGCCAAUUCAAUCCCUCGAGCAUAA
Molecule: messenger RNA, 1656 nt
Organism: Cladophialophora immunda
Lineage: Eukaryota; Fungi; Ascomycota; Eurotiomycetes; Chaetothyriales; Herpotrichiellaceae
Exons: 3
Coding region: 1-1656 (551 amino acids)
Biological process (GO): positive regulation of transcription from RNA polymerase II promoter by galactose; DNA-templated transcription
Cellular component (GO): nucleus
Molecular function (GO): DNA-binding transcription factor activity, RNA polymerase II-specific; RNA polymerase II cis-regulatory region sequence-specific DNA binding; zinc ion binding
Source: RefSeq, a predicted model, not a curated record